This is a messenger RNA of Lindgomyces ingoldianus, 1805 nucleotides long. RefSeq lists its product as uncharacterized. The transcript has 2 exons. NCBI's taxonomy places the organism in Eukaryota, Fungi, Ascomycota, Dothideomycetes, Pleosporales, Lindgomycetaceae. The coding region runs from base 301 to 1494 and encodes 397 amino acids. The record is from RefSeq and is a predicted model, not a curated record.
CGCAGACGUUUCCCGUUCUUCAAAGUUUUCUUUUCUGGACUCUUGCCUGUGGCAGAGACUUUUUUUUCUGGGAGACUUUCCCUCACAUUCCUUCUGUUGAACUUUGAGCAUACUCUGAAAGAGCCUCGACUAGUCUUGAUUCCGACUACAUUUUGCACCAGCUGUUAAACCAUUCACUAUUUCACUGGUUCUUCACAACACCACAACUUCCAAUCAAGCACAACUCCUUGCAUCGCGUAGCUGGUCUUCGCGAUUUCUUAGCAGAAGCUAUAUCUAUUCUCUAUCAUAUACAUAACCACGAUGAAGUUCUUCCUUCCGACUUUGCGCAUCGCGCUCUUGGCAACUGCCGCGAAUGCUCAUAUGGUCCUCCUCAACCCGGUCCCUUUCAACAAUGGAUCCGUGCAAAACGCUCCAUUAGACCCAAACGGCGCCGACUUCCCAUGCAAGUUCCCAACCGGGUAUAAAAUCGUACAAAUGAACAACUGGAAAGCCGGCGAGACACAGACAGUUCGGUUCAUGGGCUCAGCAGUUCAUGGUGGUGGAUCAUGCCAGUUUUCGAUCACCACAGAUAAGGAGCCUACGAAGCAGUCUCAGUGGAAGGUUAUCCAUAGCGUUAUUGGUGGAUGCCCAUCGAACGUUGAAGGCAACUUGACACCAGAAACCCCCCUGGGCACUGGUGCUAACACCUUUCCCGUAACGAUGCCAAAGGAUACUCCAAACGGCCAAUACACGUUCAGCUGGAGCUGGCUGAAUAAAGUGGGCAAUCGCGAAUACUAUCAGAACUGCGCUCCCAUUAUGGUUUCGGGCGGAGUUGAAGCUGCGUCUCAGGAGGCCUCAUCAGCCUUCUUUGCCAAGCUGCCGGACAUGUUCGUUAUCAACCUGCCCAAUUCCACCUGCGGAACCGUUGAAACACAGGACUUUGUUUAUCCCCAGCCUGGUGACUCGGUUGUUACUGGGGUCGGGGCCGCGCUGGGUAGUUCUAUCGUCGACAAUGGAGGCUGUUCUUCGAUGUUCAAGAUGGGUGCUGGCGCCGGUACAAUGGGGUCUCCUGCUAAGGCUACCGGAGGUGGUGGCGCUUCUUCAGCUGCCCCUACCGGGCCUGUUGCAACUAGCGUUCUCGCUUCUCUUCCUGCUACCUCAAAUCCUGGAGGUAUAUUUGCCCCUGGUGCUUCUUCAGCCGCUGGAGGCCCACAGACAUCUUUCACUACUCUUGUUGUUACGACGACCGCUAGCCUGGCUGAACCCACUGCCGCCCCAUCUCCAACUGGUGCGGCUCCGGCUGCCCCAGCAGCUUCCGGAAACUGUGUCGCAUGCACCAACGAUGGUGGUGUAGUCUGCAUCGGUAGCAACCAGUUUGGUCUCUGCAAUCGUGGAUGUGCUGUUCCGCAAGCUCUUGCUGCUGGAAUGUCUUGUUCGAAUGGCGCCAUCACUCGUCGUACUGCACGUGGCCGCCGAGUACACCUCCACCGCCGACACGGCUCCGAGAUGAUCUAAGUGCGAAAUCUCACAAUGUAUCACAUGUCGACCACUGUCGCCAUGCAAGCAUUUACCUGGAGUUUUUGGCCAGCAUCUUUAAGCAUGAUAUCUACGGCUUGAUGCUGAGGAUUGGAGUAUCUGUACAUACCCGGUUUUGGCAUGGCAUUUUGGGCCAUUUUGCUAUUUUGUAUCUGGAUUAGCGUGGACACCUUCUCCAGUCUCUCUUCUUUUCUUUAAUUUCAUCCAUACCCAGUCUUCGGUAUUAUAUUGAGCUUCCAUGCCAUUAUUUGUCCCACCACAGCAGUAAGACUCGCAAAAGUUGCGAGUAC